Molecule: messenger RNA, 986 nt
Organism: Puntigrus tetrazona (Sumatra barb)
Lineage: Eukaryota; Metazoa; Chordata; Actinopteri; Cypriniformes; Cyprinidae
Gene: c1qc
Product: complement component 1, q subcomponent, C chain
Exons: 2
Coding region: 133-864 (243 amino acids)
Molecular function (GO): protein binding
Source: RefSeq, a predicted model, not a curated record
CCGAGGAUAUGUUCAACACGUGCAGCACAAAAGAGGAACUGUGAUUGCCAUUUUCUCUGCUUGGUCUUGUAUGUGUGUACGAUUACAGAGCUCACUGUUUAAAGUCAUUUAUCUCAUCGCUGCACAGCAAACAUGUUUGGUGGUCACAUCGCUUUUGGAACCCUUUUAGUGGGGUUUCUCUGCCUCUCUCUGGUCUCUACCGACACUUGUCCUUCUGGAGGGACGCCGGGUUUACCAGGCAUCCCUGGAUUUCCUGGACGUGAUGGAAGGGAAGGGAUGAAGGGAGAGAAAGGAGAUCCUGGGAUUCCUAUUCAUCUUGAUGAAACCAGGAAAAAGGGCGAAAAAGGAGAACCUGGAAGCAGAGGAAUUCCUGGAAAGAGAGGUCCCCAGGGGGAUUCCGGCAUACCGGGCCCAGCCGGCCCCCCAGGAGAGCCAGGGGAAGCAGGCAAUUCGGACGCUUCCAGAUCUCAUCUGCAGUCUGCAUUCAGCGUUACCCGUCGUACAAAAAACCAUCCCGAGCCAAACUCUCUGAUACGCUUCAGUCAUGUUAUCACCAAUAUCAAUGACGCUUUCGAUACUACAGAGCACAAAUUUGUGUGUAAAAUUCCUGGCACUUAUUAUUUUGUGUUUCAUGCAUCGUCCAAUGACAAACUGUGCGUAAACCUAUAUCACGAUGACAAGAAGCUAGCUGUUUUCUGUGACCACAUUAUAAAGGGCAACCAGCAGGUGAGCUCUGGUGGGCUAGCGGUUUAUCUGAAAAAAAAUGAGAAAGUCUAUCUGAAGACAGGCACAUACAACGGCCUGUUUGCAGAAGGAGAGAAAGCAGACAGUGUUUUUUCAGGUUUUCUGAUUCACGCACACUGAGUUAAGAGAGAUAAGACAUGCUUGUUAAACACUGUAUGUUUAACUUUUGGAAAAUGCACACAAUUAAGUUUUGAAAAGCUCCUUGUAAAAUAAAAUGAUGCUUCAUUAAACUGUCUCAUUCA